Molecule: messenger RNA, 2871 nt
Organism: Medicago truncatula (barrel medic)
Lineage: Eukaryota; Viridiplantae; Streptophyta; Magnoliopsida; Fabales; Fabaceae
Product: vegetative cell wall protein gp1
Exons: 9
Coding region: 150-2564 (804 amino acids)
Biological process (GO): regulation of mRNA splicing, via spliceosome
Cellular component (GO): nucleus
Molecular function (GO): mRNA binding
Source: RefSeq, a predicted model, not a curated record
UAUGACUUUUGAUUAAUUGUGAGAAGUUAUUGGAGGGAGAGGGUUUUGUUUAACAGCUGAGCUACGCAACAACACUACGGGGGCUACGCGCACUGUAAUUGCAAAUACAAUUCCGAUCUCUGCUUCCUUCAUCGUUAUUGGAUAAGUGAAUGACCGCAAAAUUCGAUUUAACGUCUGCUUCUGAACCUCACAAGAUGUCUGGAGCUACAUCUACAACACCUUCUAGUAACCAAAAGCUCUCUAAAUUUGGUGCCAAAUCUGGAUUUGUUAUCCCCAAAAACAAGUUAUUAGGAUCAUUGGUCCCCAUUAUCCGAGGAGCUAAAAAAGACGGGGUCACUGGAGUUGUCAAUGAAGAAAGUUCAAAACAAAUCGAGAGGAAAUCAAGAUGGGGACCUGAUCCAACACAGGAUGCAUUUGUCAGGAAGGCUAAGGUUUUGGCAUUGCAGAUUCGAGUGGACCAAAUUUCAAAGAUGUUAGAAUCAGAAAAUCCAGAGAUUGUAGACACUCAGAACUCACCAUUGGAGGAUGAGAAUCCAGGUGCAAGCAAGGCUGGUUCUCAAAUUAAUAGCAAGAAGUCAGAAAUGCUAGAACUCGAAAAGCGGGAAGCAAUAGGUGAAAUACUAAAAUUAGAUCCCAGUUACAAGCCUCCACCUGGUUUUAAACCAUUGUUAAAAGAAGACAAUGUUCCUUUGCCUGUCCAAGAAUAUCCUGGGUACAAAUUUGUUGGUCUUAUUUAUGGGACUGAAGGUGAUAAUCAGAAGCGACUGGAGAAGGAAACUGGUACCAAGAUAAAAAUUCAUGGAACCAAAGCAGACACAGGAGAGAAAGGUGAAAUUAAACCAGGCACUGAUGUCCAGUGCGGUUACCAAGAGAUGCAUGUCAACAUAUCAGCUGAUAGUUUUGAUAAAGUGGAUGCAGCAAUUUCCAUCAUUGAACUACUAAUUUCCUCUGUAACGGGGAAUUCAGCUGCUGGUUCCACACCUUCUCUAUCUGUUUCUGGGGACACAACUAAUGUUCUGAAUCAAAACAAAGACACCACUCCUUCUCAUGCAAUUUCUCUUUCUCUGGAAAACCAGGCUGUGUUUCAACCUGCAACCAAUACACAAAUGCAAGGAGAUCACUUUCAAUACUCUGGUUCGUGGUUUUCACCCUUACCAUCUCAUACCCCUUUAUUUGCUUCUUCUGGCACUGUAGUUCCCCCAAAUCCACAACACCUUGCUAGAGCACCCCCUUUUCCAUCACAAACAAUGAGCCCUUCAAGUCUGAUUUCAGCUUUUGGUGCUCAACCUCCACCUGUUUCUGGAUUCCACCCGUUUAUUCCUAAUCAGCAGUUUUCUAUGCAAGCACCACCACCGACACAAAUCUUACAGCACUCACAAUGGCCUCAAACAAAUCCUUUUGGUCAAGUUGGGCCACCAAGAAAUCCUUCUGUAAUACGUGCACAGAAUUUGUCAGCACCAACAAAUGCUUCACUUUCAUUUCCAGUUUCUUUAAGCCAACCAACACCAACUGGACAACUCCAGACAUCAGUCUCUUCAACGCCUCAACCUUUGUCUGGUAUAUCGCCGUCACCAAUAGCUAACCAGCCAUUAACCCCUCACGGCGUAUCUACUGGACUGGGUGGAGGACCCGUCAAUGUUAAAAUGUCUGUAGGUCUCAGCAAUAUGGGGCCGAUGGCUUCACCGGCAGUUCCCCCUACAAGACCUGUUUCUCUCGGUCCACAACCAGAUGUUGAAUAUAAGUCACCCCAGCCAAAUAUGUUGAUGAUUCCACGACCUGGCAGUAUUCAUCCACAUCAUGCAGGAAUGUCACCUAGACCACCAUUUUCUUUGGUACCAAUGCCAGGAACUGUUCAUUCAACUGGAAACCAUUUAUUAGGGCCUGUUUCAUUUCCUUCGCCAAGAAUAUCCUCUCCACUUCCAUUAGCUCAGCAAUCAGGAAUACCUACUUCUGCCUCUCAAUACUCCCACGUAAACCCACUGGCCUCCAUGCCUUCAAAUUCGGGAAAUUUUACCUUUCAAGGACAGAGGCCCAAUGCAGACUACUAUCAAGCGGUUCCCAGACCAAACAGUCAAGCUACUACUCAGGGUGGUACACAAGAGCCACCUUCCGGUCCACGCCCGCCACCAUUUAGGUUUGCUGUGCCUGAUCAGCCUCUUCAAAGCUUUCAAAGGACACAAGUCUCCAACCAGCUGGAUCCAUCUCAAGCUUAUGUCUCUGCCGCUCCUUUUGGGGGAAGUUCGGGUUCUGUCUCAUUUCCACCCAGACACCCUGCAUUCCCAUAUGCUGGUCAACCUUCACCAAGAUCUCAAGUCCCACAAAUGGGUAUGAGGAACUUCAUUCCUGCCCCUCAAAUGCAAAAUUUGGCCAGUCCUGAUGUCCAAAGAGGUAUGCACAAUCGACAAAGCUAUCCUGCUCAGGGAGCAUGGCCUCUGAAUCAGAAGUUUAGCAACAAUCCCUCCUUGGCGUCCGGUAAGCCAGCACAUCCUGCAGACCAAAUUUAUGAUCCUUUUUCACCUACAUCUGCUGCACCUCCACACCUGAAAGGUAAUCCUGGAAAAUGAGGGAAUUGAAUAUGGCUACAGAUACGAAAUACUGACAAAUACGAAAUGAGGUGAUACUAAUUUCAUAGAUUAGUAAUGGGCAUGGGUGUAAGAUCAUGUUAUUUCUAAGCAGAAAGUUUGGUUGUCUCCCUUUGAUGACUUAUUGUAUUCCUUAUUAAACCGACCUUUCUUUUCUGAAUGCCCAUUGUUGAUGAUUGAUUAGGAAUUGAGUUUCAUUAUAGAUUUUUUUUGAAGAAUAAUGUUAGAUAUUUUGCUAUAUUCAAACAUAACUUUGCCAGAAUAUAAUCAUAUUUUCACUUUAUGUAAA